AGCAUGGAACAAAAUGCAUCUGAUUCAGAAUCUGUUUUUUGUACGUUUGUGGACAAAAAUGACCAUUCAAAAUAUCUGUGUUUCACACAAAAGAAGGCUGGAUGUAUGUGUGUUGGAUUGACAAAUGCUGAAGAUGUUUGGAAGGCCGAUCUUUCAGAGGAAGCCGUGGCUCAGCUUCGAAAGAAGUUUUCCCUAAAGUCAUCAGAGGACUUUGCCAAGAAGCUUAAGUCUGCAUGUGACAGUGGGAGCGCAUUUGUCUCUCUGGACAAGGACAGUGCUGUUCUCCAAUUUGGUCGUGAACCAGGAGAGAUUCACACGGCUCUGGCCAAACUCGGUGACUCUGAGGCAAAGGCAGAACUGAAGGAUGUGUUGUUUAGGAUUGCUGAUCGUCUUAGGCAACAGGAGAGUCAAGGAGUACCACCAUCAUUUAGUCCAGUGAAGAGCCCACAGAAGAGGAAUGCUGAAUUUGAACCAAGAAUGCAGCGUCAAAAUACAGCAGCGGUAGUUAGGAAACGUCUACCUGGGGAUUCACUCAUAAACCCAGGAACAAGAAGAAAACGACCUGCAACUGGUGUGGCCUUUGAUGAUGAAAAUGAUGGUGUAUGAAGAAAAAAAAUGCAUGCAGAAGUUCC
Molecule: messenger RNA, 632 nt
Organism: Chanos chanos (milkfish)
Lineage: Eukaryota; Metazoa; Chordata; Actinopteri; Gonorynchiformes; Chanidae
Gene: paxx
Product: PAXX non-homologous end joining factor
Exons: 7
Coding region: 4-606 (200 amino acids)
Biological process (GO): double-strand break repair via nonhomologous end joining
Cellular component (GO): nucleus; nonhomologous end joining complex; site of double-strand break
Molecular function (GO): molecular adaptor activity
Source: RefSeq, a predicted model, not a curated record